Messenger RNA from Centruroides sculpturatus (bark scorpion), 1630 nucleotides. Its product is annotated as calcium-independent protein kinase C-like. The transcript has a single exon. NCBI's taxonomy places the organism in Eukaryota, Metazoa, Arthropoda, Arachnida, Scorpiones, Buthidae. Bases 169 to 588 code for a protein of 139 amino acids. The record is from RefSeq and is a predicted model, not a curated record.
UCCCGAUGUUUCCGCAAUGGAUUAUGGGCUGUCUUUAUCGACAUUUAGUUGAUCGAAAAUGAAAGAAAACAUCGGCGAUCGGAAAUAAAUGGGAAAAGAAGUGCGUUAAUAAAGAAGCGUCGAUGCACAUCUAUCAUGAUCGGUCACGGAACUAAGUGAGCGAUCAAAAUGCCAAAUUUCACCGGUACCGUGAAACUGAAGAUAUGUGAAGCUGUUGAUUUACGUCCAACCGAAUUUUCAACGCGACAUGCAAAUGUCGUUGGCAAACAACAACAGAUGUUAAUUGACCCUUAUGUAUCUAUCGACGUCGAUGAAAUUCAUAUUGAUCGAUCUUCGACUAAGCAGAAAACUUCUAAGCCGAUCUGGAACGAAUAUUUUACUUCCGAAGUGCACAAUGCCCAACUCUUAGGAUUGACUGUCUUUCAUGAUGCCGCUAUACCUCCCGACGAUUUCGUUGCAAAUUGUACUAUUUCUUUCGAUGAAUUGGUCAAUUCUGCGAAAGAAACGGGCAAUGCAGAGGCUGAUAUAUGGGUAAGUAGGUUAAGUGUUCUUGAAUGUCAGAUUGAAUUAGCUUUUCUUAGUGCUUGAAAAUAUUCGGAUGAUUGAUGAGUUACACCUCUUACAAUGCCAAACUUGCCCCCUAUCAUUCAGCAAGAAAUGUGUGAACUGACCAUACUUAUUCCUUCAAUAAUCCCACAUCUUUUAUUCUGGUUGCUCUGUGCAUUUGACAAGAAAAAUAGAUUUAUAAUUUGUAGUGACGAUAAAUCACUAAACAAAAAACAUUGAUGUUGACAGAAUUCAGCUUUGAAUACUUCGUAUUAAUCUCAAUAAAAAUACUUAAAUAUCUGAUCACAUAUUCAAAACUGUAGUGAAUAUUCUAUGUAUAAAAUCUGUGCUUUAUGAGAAUUGUAUAUUGAAAGGGAGAAUGAUAUAGUUUGGCCAUAAUUGCAGAAUGUUGCUUGAGGAGAGUAAAUGAUAAUUGAAGAAGAAUUAGAAUGAUUAUUGUCUGGAAAGGGAAGAGGUCAUCCCAAAAUAAACAUGAAAAGAAUAGAUCAACAAUGAGUUGAGAGAAGGAAUUUAAAGAAUAGAAAAUCAGACUUAGAAUUGAAAAAAUUAAUCUAUUAAUAAUUAAAUAAAUAAUGCAAAAAUUAAUUGUCUUGGGAAUUAUGUAGUAUUUGUAUAAUGUAAGGAAUGAACAUUGUUUUGAAGUAAUAUAUAACACAAGUUUCAUAUGUAUUUAUAGUUAUCAAAAAAUUGCAGAUAUGAUAAAGUUGUCUUAUCAAGAUUUGUAUCAUUUGAUGAAACUUGUAAGAUUAUUAAGUACAUAUUAGAUUCAGUAACAUAUAAGAGAUUAUAAAUUUAUUUUUUUUUAUUAAGACAUUUAAUUUAAGAAAAAAUUUGAUAUAAUGAAUAAUUUGUAUAACAAGUUAGCUUAGUUAUCUUAAUCACUAUGAAGCUUAACCAAAAUGUGAUUAUUUGAAUGAAGGAAACAAGAAAUGAACAAUUGACAUUAAAAUAGCAAUAGUUACAAUGAAAAUUUAUUAAUAAUGAAAACAUUUUUAAUAUUAGAAUUUUCAGCAAUGUAGAUGAGAGUUGAUUAAUGAUUUAUCAAUAAUUUUAAUUACUAGAA